Blepharisma stoltei is the source of this 516-nucleotide messenger RNA. The record is from the annotation of a GenBank genome assembly. Lineage: Eukaryota; Ciliophora; Heterotrichea; Heterotrichida; Blepharismidae.
AUGGCAGGAAGACAACAAGCUAAAUCUGGUGCAAAAGGAUUCAACCCGAAACAAUAUGAGCGUCCAGGUCUUACAGAAGACGAGAUUGAGGAAAUCAAGGAAGCUUUCGAUUUAUUCGAUACUGAUGGUUCAGGGACAAUUGACCCAAGAGAACUCAAAUCUGCAAUGCAGUCCCUUGGCUUUGAAGCUAAAAACCAAACCAUUUAUCAAAUGAUCAGCGACUUAGAUAAAGAUGGGUCAGGCGCUAUUGACUUUGACGAAUUCUUAGACAUGAUGACUGCCAGGAUGAGUGACAAAGACACCCGUGAAGACAUCAACAAGGUUUUCAGGCUGUUUGACGACGACAAAACUGGCUACAUCACAAUAAAGAAUUUAAGAAGAGUAGCUAGAGAACUAGGAGAAACCAUGACUGACGAAGAGCUUCUGGAGAUGAUUGAAAGAGCUGACAGUGAUGGAGAUGGACAGGUUACACCUGAAGACUUUUACAACAUCAUGACUAAAAAAGCAUUCCCUUAA